AUGAAUAAAGAAAUCGUAACACCGUCGCUGCUCAAGACGCGCUCUAAGGACCCUUUGGAGAGCUCCUGGCGAAAGCACAUGAGUGAUGGGCAAUGGGUUCCAGACGUCUCUGUAAACACAUGCAUGCUCUGCCGCACCGAUUUCAACUUCUGGAUCCGGCGUCACCACUGUCGUCGUUGUGGAGCUGUCGAGAUUCAUCCGAAUCAAUUGGCACAAGAAGAUUGUCGUGUGUGUGAUGCAUGCAUACAAGUGAUUGAUGAAAAGUUGGCUCUAGGUGUGAGUCGACGUUUCGGUAAAAGCAUGCCUGGGGCUGUACUGGCAGCCAAUGGGAGCAAUAGCCAAAAGAAUCAUGAUAUAGUAGCGCCACUUGAGCCGGAGAAAGGAGGCAACCGUACGAUGAUGACCAUGGGCAGAUACAGAGCGGAGAUCAAGGAAUCGGAAGGCAAUCGAUACAUUUGUGAUACGGAUCUAUGA
Messenger RNA from Peronospora farinosa, 474 nucleotides. NCBI's taxonomy places the organism in Eukaryota, Oomycota, Peronosporomycetes, Peronosporales, Peronosporaceae. The record is from the annotation of a GenBank genome assembly.